Molecule: messenger RNA, 594 nt
Organism: Tetrapisispora phaffii CBS 4417
Lineage: Eukaryota; Fungi; Ascomycota; Saccharomycetes; Saccharomycetales; Saccharomycetaceae
Exons: 1
Coding region: 1-594 (197 amino acids)
Source: RefSeq, a predicted model, not a curated record
AUGCCAGUUCACUGUUGUUAUUAUGCUACUUAUCAAAUUUACUGGGAAGAACUUAAGGUCUUGAGAAUCACAGCGACAAUAAUGCUACCGAAAAAUGUUGGCCCAAAAAAGGACAAAUCUAGCAGAAGAAAGAAAAGAAGAACAGCUGAAUCUUCUGAUUCAUCAUCCAGUUCGUCUUCUGAAUCUGAUAUUGAGGUAAAUGAUGAUGAGCCAGUCGUUGAUCAAACCAAUAAGAAUGAUGGUGCAAUUUCGUUUGAUGUUCCAGCGGCAAAUAAGUCUAAUUUGGAAAUAUUAGAGGAUAAGACCAUUGAAAAAUUGAACGAGAUACCCUUCACAAUGUCAGACUUGAGCAAGAGAAUACCAACUGAUAAGAAAUCUAACGAGAAACAUGUGUAUGAUUACAAGCAAAUUGAAAAGAUAUUGGAAUCUGAUUCAGCCAAACUAGAUGCUAUUUACGACAGUUUCGCCGGGCAACAUUGCUCUGAUAAAGACAGCUUGAAACCCCGUCGUUCGCUUCUUGAAGUGGUAGAUUUAUUAGAACAAAACCAUAAAUAUUAUGAUUACGACGGCUUCAAUGAAGAAGUCUCUAAAUAA